Solanum pennellii is the source of this 831-nucleotide messenger RNA. RefSeq lists its product as uncharacterized. Bases 1 to 831 code for a protein of 276 amino acids. The record is from RefSeq and is a predicted model, not a curated record. The transcript is spliced from 4 exons. Lineage: Eukaryota; Viridiplantae; Streptophyta; Magnoliopsida; Solanales; Solanaceae.
AUGACGAUCACGAAGAAGCUUGAAAGACAAAAGUUAAAAGCUAUGGAGCCAAAAAGGGGAAACGAAUUGGAUGGUUUCAAGGCGGAGGAAUAUUGGUUGAAUAAAGAAGGAUGUCCAGUUGGAACUGUGCCGAUACGUAAAAUAACAAAGAAACAACUCCAAAGGGAUCUAGAUGCCUCCAUGAGCUUGGGUAAUCAGUACUUUGGAUAUAAUUGGAUUGAUGUGCAUCCAAGUUUGAAUGGUGACACACGAACUCAUUUGUAUACCAAGUGGACAGUGGAUAGCUAUCAGAAAACAGGAUGUUACAACACAAAGUGUCCGGGAUUUAUCCAAUUAAGUCGUACAAUACCUAUAGAUUAUGCUUUUCCAAGGACCUCAGAAAUAGAAAGUUAUUACAAAGAGGAAGUGCUUCUCAGGUUGUAUCAGACAAAAUAUUUUGAUUAUCAUCUUACUAUGCCGGUGAUGAAUGAGGAGAUAGGAAUGUGGCCCUAUGAAGUGUUCAACAAAUUGACUGAAAAUGCAGGGGACUUAGUGCAAUACGGAGGGAAAGUGUACACACCAGGAGGUCAAUAUAUUACGCCUCCUAUGGGAAAUGGUCAAUUUAGAGGAGGACAUUGGCUGCUCACUAGUUAUAUGCGCAAAGUCUUGUAUGAAAUAGAAGUAGAUGGCCACAAACAACAAGUUUCACCAGAUGAAUCUAAGGUUGAACCUCGUGAAUCAAGGUGUUUUUACGAAGGCAAUCAUUAUAAUGCAAAGGAUGGCUACUGGGACUAUAACUUUUUAUUUGGGGGUGCAGGUGGUGGAGAUCAAAGUGAAUUUUGUCAGUAUUAG